Psammomys obesus (fat sand rat) is the source of this 3378-nucleotide messenger RNA. It is a transcript of the gene Aldh18a1, whose product is annotated as aldehyde dehydrogenase 18 family member A1. Gene Ontology annotation, cellular component: cytoplasm; mitochondrion. Bases 129 to 2516 code for a protein of 795 amino acids. NCBI's taxonomy places the organism in Eukaryota, Metazoa, Chordata, Mammalia, Rodentia, Muridae. Gene Ontology annotation, molecular function: glutamate-5-semialdehyde dehydrogenase (NADP+) activity; ATP binding; glutamate 5-kinase activity. The record is from RefSeq and is a predicted model, not a curated record. The transcript is spliced from 18 exons.
GACGCAACGCCGGAGAUCGGGGACGUAGACGGAAGAAAAGGCGGAGAAGAGGGCGGCGGGAGCGGAGAGUGGGCCGGGGCUGGGGUCGGCGGCCAGGCAGGUGUUUGGAUUUGUGACCACAUCCCAACAUGCUGAGACACAUGCACCGCUCUGGGUUCCAGCCCUUCAACCAACGUCUUCUGCCUUGGGUCCAGUCCAUAGCUGUGCCCAGAUCUCAUCGUGUCCAGCCUUCAGCUGUCAGACAUGUUCGUUCUUGGAGCAACAUCCCCUUCAUCACAGUACCCCUCAGUCGUGCCCAUGGCAAGCCCUUUGCCCACCGAAGUGAGCUGAAGCAUGCCAAGAGAAUCGUAGUGAAACUCGGCAGUGCCGUGGUGACCAGAGGAGAUGAGUGUGGCCUGGCACUUGGGCGCCUGGCGUCUAUUGUUGAACAGGUCUCAGUGCUGCAGAAUCAGGGCCGAGAGAUGAUGCUGGUGACCAGUGGAGCGGUAGCCUUUGGCAAGCAGCGCCUGCGCCAUGAGAUCCUCCUGUCUCAGAGUGUGCGGCAAGCCCUGCACUCGGGGCAGAACCAGCUGAAGGAGAUGGCAAUUCCAGUCCUAGAGGCCCGAGCCUGCGCAGCUGCCGGACAGAGUGGCCUGAUGGCCUUGUACGAGGCCAUGUUUACACAGUACAGCAUCUGCGCCGCCCAGAUUCUGGUGACCAAUUUGGAUUUCCACGAUGAGCAGAAGCGCAGGAAUCUCAACGGCACGCUCCACGAGCUGCUUCGGAUGAACAUCGUCCCCAUCGUGAACACGAAUGACGCUGUUGUCCCCCCAGCUGAGCCCAACAGUGAUCUCCAGGGGGUAAAUGUUAUUAGUGUUAAGGAUAAUGACAGCCUGGCUGCCCGUCUGGCCGUGGAGAUGAAAACUGACCUCUUGAUUGUCCUUUCAGAUGUAGAAGGCCUCUUUGACAGUCCCCCGGGCUCAGAUGAUGCAAAGCUCAUUGACAUAUUCUAUCCGGGAGAUCAGCAGUCUGUGACAUUUGGAACCAAGUCAAGAGUGGGACUGGGGGGCAUGGAAGCCAAGGUGAAAGCUGCGCUCUGGGCUUUGCAAGGUGGAACUUCUGUCGUCAUUGCCAACGGAACCCACCCAAAGGUGUCCGGGCACGUCAUCACAGACAUCGUGGAGGGAAAGAAAGUCGGCACCUUCUUUUCAGAAGUAAAGCCUGCUGGCCCUACAGUGGAGCAGCAGGGGGAGAUGGCUCGAUCUGGAGGGAGGAUGCUGGCCACAUUAGAGCCUGAGCAGAGAUCUGAAAUCAUCCAUCAUCUGGCAGACCUGCUGACAGACCAGCGGGAAGAGAUCCUGUUAGCCAACAAAAAAGACUUGGAGGAGGCAGAAGGAAGACUCGCAGUCCCUCUGCUGAAGCGCCUCAGCCUCUCCACAUCAAAACUGAACAGCUUGGCCAUCGGGCUUCGACAGAUUGCAGCCUCUUCCCAGGACAGCGUGGGCCGUGUCCUGCGCCGGACUCGGGUUGCCAAAAACCUGGAACUAGAGCAAGUAACUGUCCCAAUAGGUGUUUUACUGGUGAUCUUUGAGUCUCGUCCGGACUGUCUACCCCAGGUGGCAGCCUUGGCUAUUGCAAGUGGCAAUGGCUUGUUGCUCAAAGGAGGGAAGGAGGCCACACACAGCAACCGCAUUCUCCACCUCCUGACCCAGGAGGCCCUGUCCAUCCAUGGAGUCAAGGAGGCCAUACAGCUGGUGAAUACCAGAGAAGAAGUUGAGGAUCUCUGCCGCCUUGACAAAAUAAUAGAUCUGAUCAUUCCUCGAGGCUCCUCCCAGCUGGUCAGAGACAUCCAGAAAGCUGCCAAGGGGAUCCCGGUGAUGGGCCACAGCGAAGGCAUCUGCCACAUGUAUGUGGAUUGCGAGGCCAGUGUGGACAAGGUCACCCGACUCGUCAGAGACUCCAAGUGUGAAUAUCCAGCUGCCUGCAAUGCCUUGGAGACUUUGCUCAUCCACCGGGACCUGCUGAGAUCACCCUUAUUUGACCAGAUCAUUGAUAUGCUGAGGGUGGAACAGGUAAAAAUUCACGCAGGCCCCAAGUUUGCCUCCUACCUGACGUUCAGCCCCUCAGAAGUGAAGUCACUCCGAACAGAGUAUGGGGACCUGGAAGUGUGCAUCGAAGUGGUGGACAGCACCCAGGAAGCCAUUGAUCACAUCCAUAAGUACGGCAGCUCCCACACAGAUGUCAUCGUCACGGAGAACGAGAAAACAGCCGAGUUCUUCCUCCAGCACGUGGACAGCGCCUGUGUGUUCUGGAAUGCCAGUACUCGCUUCUCUGAUGGCUACCGCUUUGGACUGGGAGCUGAAGUAGGAAUCAGUACAUCACGAAUCCACGCCCGGGGACCGGUAGGCCUUGAGGGACUGCUGACUACGAAGUGGCUGCUCCGAGGGCAAGACCACGUGGUCUCAGACUUCUCAGAGCACGGCAGCCUAAAGUAUCUCCAUGAGAACCUCCCUGUUCCCCAGAGAAAUUUCAGCUGAGAGAAACCAGUCAGGACUGUGCUGUGCAGCCUGGCACAGUUAGGCUACUCGGGAAUCUCCAGAGAGAACCUGUUCUUGUCCCCUGCUCCUUGGAAGGGUCUGCCUUCCCAGCAGUUCACCUGUGCUUCUGGCUCAGCUCAGCACUUCCAUCUUAGCUAUUGUCCACACUCCAUUCCAGCCUUCUUGUGUGUCUGUCUUUGCUAGGAAAAGGCCCUACCUCCAGGCUGUCCCCCUAGCCCCAGUCCAGUCUUGGGAUGAGAAUCUUUGUUGCAAAAGGAGGCUUGGCUUCUCCCAGUCCAUUCCUUCUCAGAGGUAGAAACUAAGGGACGCCAUCUCACAUCAAUGACAAGGGAAAGUUCUGGGCACUUGUAUCACCUCAGCGAGGUAAAAUCUCUUGGUGUUUGACUGAGACCAGCCCUGCCAUCCUCAGCCCUGUCACUUCCACGUGUAAUUUCAUUUCUUUUAUACACACUCAUCUUCAGAAAAGGAAACUGCGAAUUCUUGAGGGGCAACUUGUUAAAACCUUUAACAUUUUCAUGAGAAACGGUAACUAAAGUGGACUAACCUAUACCCACUGGGAAGACUGGCCUUUGUGUCUGUGAAGUUGCAUCCCAGACAUCUUCAGUCUGUCCCUGGCCAGGGGACACUUGGUACCAUUGAUGUAGCUGGAAUCUGGGCAUCACGCUGGAGGGAUGAAUUUCAGGAUGUUCCUACAAGUGGAAGAUCUACAGUUAUGCUUGACCUUUUUAUAUGAAUUAUUUUGUCAUCCUAUUCUUGACCUCCAGAACAAAGACUAGAGGAUUAUUUUAAUACUUUGGAUUCUUUCCCCCUUUUUGAGAAAUAAAGUUCUUACAAAAGCCCA